AUGGACGAUUGUCCCAAGUCCAAGAAGUCUCCCGCGAAGCCCUCCCCUGCGUCAGCCCCCCAGUCUAAGUCUACUGUCCCGGUUAAGCGCCCUAUCGAGUCAGACAAGUAUGACAAUAAGGAUUCCAAGAGAAGGAAGAAGGAGAAGGCCGUGGAUGAGGAGGAUAAUGCUAAAAAGAAACCUGGAAACGAUAAAAAGAAGCAAUUGUUUCAGAGGCUGUGGACUGAUGAUGAUGAGCUUGCAAUCUUGAAGGGCAUGCUCAAUUCCUACUGUGAGAAAGGCAUGGACCCAUUUACCGAUAUGAAUGCCUUUCUUGAUUUCAUUAAGAAAUCCCUCCAUGUUAAUGUCACCCGGAAUCAAUUGUCUGAUAAAAUGAGAAGAUUGAGGAAGAAGUAUAUGAAUAAUGCAGGUAGGGGAAGAGAGGUAGGGGACCCAUUUUUCUCAAAACCUCAUGAACAUAAGACUUUUGAGUUAUCGAAGAAAAUAUGGGGUUCUAACGCUGCUAAUGAUGUUGUCAACAAUCAUACUUCUAGCAAUCGAAAAAUGAAUGAAAUCGAUUGGUUUGUGUAUCCACAUCUGCCUAAGUCAUUCCAGACUUAG
Telopea speciosissima is the source of this 600-nucleotide messenger RNA. Its product is annotated as probable transcription factor At4g00390. The record is from RefSeq and is a predicted model, not a curated record. Lineage: Eukaryota; Viridiplantae; Streptophyta; Magnoliopsida; Proteales; Proteaceae. The transcript has 2 exons. The coding region runs from base 1 to 600 and encodes 199 amino acids. Gene Ontology annotation, cellular component: nucleus. Gene Ontology annotation, biological process: regulation of DNA-templated transcription.